UCCUCGCCAUAGAAAUUGAAUACUUCAAAACGCUCUGUCCAAGUCGGAAGUGGAAUCCUAUCCUUGUCGUUUAUUCCUUGGUUUCCUUCCUCCCAACGCUCACUUGACGCCACCACUCCUCCUCAAAGCCUCCACCACCACCACCACCACCACCACCACUCUCUCUCUCUCUCUCUGCUGCCGCAACCUACACUCCCUCCUCCCUCCCUGCGAAGAUAGAAGGACCAGAAUCGGCGGAGCUGAACCAAAAAUGCCAGGACUCCGAGCACCGUCCGAUUACUCUCAGGAGCCGCCUCGUCAUCCCUCUCUCAUCGUCAAUGCCAAGGAGCCUUUCAAUGCUGAGCCGCCCCGCUCGGCGUUGAUUUUGUCUUAUGUGACCCCCGUGGAUAUGUUCUACAAGAGAAAUCACGGACCGAUUCCUAUAGUUGAUGACAUAGAAAGCUACCAUGUUGAUGUAAGUGGUCUGAUUGGAAGUCCAGCAAAGCUAUACAUGAGAGACAUCAGGAGGCUUCCAAAGUACAACGUCACUGCCACACUGCAGUGUGCAGGCAAUAGAAGGACAGCAAUGAGCAAGGUCAGGACAGUAAGGGGUGUUGGCUGGGAUAUCUCUGCAAUAGGAAAUGCUGUCUGGGGUGGUGCGAAGUUGGCUGAUGUUCUUGAACUUGUCGGAGUGCCUAAACUGAGCAAUGUGACCCAAUCUGGUGGAAAGCAUGUGGAAUUUGUGAGCAUUGACAAAUGCAAGGAGGAGAAAGGGGGUCCAUACAAAGCAUCAAUUCCUCUAAGCCAGGCAACAAACCCUGAGGCUGAUGUUUUGCUUGCAUAUGAGAUGAAUGGCGAGUCCCUUAACAGGGACCACGGUUAUCCAUUACGAGUAGUCGUCCCCGGUGUCAUUGGAGCCCGCUCUGUUAAAUGGCUGGACUCCAUCAACAUAAUUGCGGAACCAUGCCAGGGUUUCUUUAUGGCAAAGGAUUAUAAAAUGUUUCCUCCUACAGUAAACUGGGAUAAUAUCAACUGGGAUACAAGAAGGCCACAGAUGGAUUUCCCUGUUCAGUGUGCCAUAUGUUCCUUGGAGGAUGUGAUUGUGACAGCACCUGGGAAGGUAAGAGUUUGUGGAUAUGCAGCAUCAGGAGGUGGCCGUGGAAUUGAGAGAAUUGAUAUCUCCAUUGAUGGUGGCAAAACAUGGUUUGAGGCCUCAAGGUAUCAAAAGCCUGAAAUACCAUAUGUUGCAGAUGAUAUCAGCAGUGACAAAUGGGCAUGGGUUCUUUUUGAAGCCACAGUUGAUGUCCCUGGUAACACAGAAAUUGUGGCAAAAGCGGUCGAUAUAGCAGGAAAUGUUCAGCCGGAGAAUGUGGAAACCAUCUGGAACUUAAGAGGGAUCCUCAACACUUCAUGGCAUCGGGUCCAGGUUCGGGUCGGUCACUCGAAGAUGUAAGAUCAGAUACUUGAAAAACAAUAGAAAGCAAAGCAUAAGCUGUUCGUACCAUGGAUCAAAUCGCACCCGAAUACAAUGUCCUCGACUGUCCUGAUUGACAUGCACCUGUUGUUUCCCUUGCCUAAAUUUUAAUUUGUUCUGCAUGUUCUUGCAUAACAACAUGAAAGCUCUUUAACACGCUAAGUUUGGCAUCGUUUCACACCAAA
Molecule: messenger RNA, 1638 nt
Organism: Punica granatum (pomegranate)
Lineage: Eukaryota; Viridiplantae; Streptophyta; Magnoliopsida; Myrtales; Lythraceae
Source: RefSeq, a predicted model, not a curated record